GUGAAGGGGCAAUGGACGAAGGAGGAGGAUGAGCUUGUGAUCAAGUAUGUCUCCAUGUAUGGGACGAAACAGUGGGCCAGGAUCGCUCUUGUUCUUCCAGGGCGUAAGGGGAAGCAAUGCCGGGAACGCUGGCACAACCAUCUCAAUCCAGACAUCGUCAAGGAAGCAUGGUCGACCUGGGAAGAUCUGAAGCUCGUGGAAGCGCACUUGAUCCAUGGAAAUCGAUGGGCUGAAAUCUCCAAGAUGAUUCCUGGCCGGACAGACAACGCGAUCAAGAACAGGUGGAACUCAACGAUCAGAAGGAAGCUUGUCAACAAUGAGAUGGUGCGUUCUAUGCGUGUGGAGCUGGAGUGUGUAUGA
Messenger RNA from Guillardia theta CCMP2712, 360 nucleotides. RefSeq lists its product as hypothetical. The record is from RefSeq and is a predicted model, not a curated record. Gene Ontology annotation, cellular component: nucleus. The annotation marks the transcript as partial. The transcript has 6 exons. Lineage: Eukaryota; Cryptophyceae; Pyrenomonadales; Geminigeraceae. Gene Ontology annotation, molecular function: RNA polymerase II cis-regulatory region sequence-specific DNA binding; DNA-binding transcription factor activity, RNA polymerase II-specific. Gene Ontology annotation, biological process: regulation of DNA-templated transcription.